This is a messenger RNA of Chlamydomonas reinhardtii, 2700 nucleotides long. RefSeq lists its product as uncharacterized. The transcript has a single exon. Bases 276 to 2084 code for a protein of 602 amino acids. The record is from RefSeq and is a predicted model, not a curated record. NCBI's taxonomy places the organism in Eukaryota, Viridiplantae, Chlorophyta, Chlorophyceae, Chlamydomonadales, Chlamydomonadaceae. Gene Ontology annotation, molecular function: nucleic acid binding.
CCUCAGCAAAUCCCGCGCCUGGUGGGACGACCGCCCGUGACGGGUCGGUGGCAGCCUCUACCCAACAGUGCGCGGGCGGCGUGCGGACUCUUGUUGUCCCGGUCGCAGCUCUGAGGUCAGGGCCGCCUUCUGCGCCUGUGACUGGGAGGCCUGCGGCGGGACCGCCACCAGGGGCGCAACCAACAGCAAAGCCUGUCCCUGUGGGGCUUACGGGAGCUAGCGCAACGCAGACUGCUUCAUCAUCACCUCACAAACAUGCAGCCAGCCCAGCGGCGAUGCCACGCACGCUUGUCAUCCCUGUAGCAGCGCUGCAGGGCCGGGUGGAAGCCAGGCCGGGAGGUGCCGGCAAGGGCACGGUUGUCAGGCCUGCGACAGUUACUGGCGUGAUCAAAGCCGGAAGCAGUAGCAGCAUCGUUGUGCCUGUGGCCGCGUUGCAAGGGGCCGGCGCAAGGCCCGGUGCUGGCAGACCCGAAGCAGCAGGAGGCGGCAAGGCCAGCAACGGCGCGGCAGCGGUGGCGCCCACAGUGGCAGCAGCCGCGAAGCGCAGCCAAGCAACUGCUGGGCCCCAGGCGUCGGCCGCUGGCGCGGCAGUGCAGGCGCCGCCGCGGGCCGUUGCAGUGGCGCCGCCUGUAGGGCCAGAGGCAAUGGCAGUGGCGCAAGGCGGAUCCGGGUCAGGUGGAGGCGCUGGGUCUGGUGGUGGAGUCGAGUCAGGCGGAGGUGCUGCGGAUGCCACGCCUGGAUCCACCUCUCCCGGCAGUCGAGGCGCAGCAAGGUUGGCAGCCGGAGCGCUGAAGGCGGCUGCGGCGUCCAGCGCCGCUGCUGCCGAGGACGCAGCGAAGGCAGCGGCGGUCAGGCCGCGGGCGGCAGCCCUCACAUCACAUGUAGCGAGUCAGGCAGCGGGAGCAGCUGCCCUGCGGGGUGAGGCAGCGCAUGUUGCAAUGGCAGCAACAGCGACGGCGCCAGAGAGGCCCACACGGCCGCGGGUAUCAAGGGCUGGGGCCGGCUCCCCAACCGUUCGGCCUGCAGUUGACGUGCGCGCGCUGCUAGGGGACGACAACGAUGAAGCUGCUGGCCUCCUGCUUGAGCCGGCGCAGCAGGCCGUGGCGUCCAGUAAUGGCGACCCGUGCCCAACAGUUGCCGAGCAGCUGCCCACAACGGACGCGCAUGGCAACUACUUGCCGGCCUCUUUUCAGGAGCCUGCGCUGCCGGAAGCUGGCGUGUACGUGGUGGCUGACCCGUACGGCGAGGAGCUCAUUGCCAUGCUGCAGCACUGCGGCUGCUGCACACGCAUCGGGCUUGCGGUGCAGGCGCACGGUGGCAGGCCGGCGCUAGUCAGCGUCUACGCACCGCCGGCGCUCAUGCAGGUUGAAGGACCGGAGGGACAUCUGGUGCAGUGGCCGGCCGCUGUGUACCUGGUUGAUCCCCUAGCGGCGGCCGCCUCCUACGGCGGCGGCGCGGACGGCGACUUUGCGGCGGCGGCGCUGCUCUGCAGCCUGCAGCCGCUGCUGGAAUCAACGUCGAUCAGCAAAAUGAUCUACGGCGGCGGCGGCGCGCUGGCAUGCUUGGAGGAGGCGAUCAGGGCAAGCAGCGGGGAUGGGUCGAGGGCCAUGUGCAGCCAAGAUGUGCAGGACAUUCGUAUUGUGCUGACUAGUCUACAAGAUAUGUUGGGUGUGCCACACACCCCGCCGCUCCAGGCAGCGCAGACGGCGGGGCCGGAUAGCAGCGUGGCGUGGCUGCGCGGCCUGCAUGCGCACGUGGCCCGGCUGCGUGACGCGCUGGCGGGCACGGGGCUAUGGGCGGACCGGCCGCAGCUGCUGGCGGCGCUGACGGCCCGUCACUUUGCGGCGCUGCGGGAGGACGCCCAGGCGGCGCUGGGGGCAGCUGGAGGGAAUGAGGACGCGGCGGCCCGCGCGCUGACGCGGCCGCUGGGCCCGAGCCAACUGGAGGUGGCGGCGCGGGCGGCGCGGCACCUGCCCGAGCUGUGGGCGGCGCUGGUGCAGGAGGCGGUGCCGUGGGUGGCGGUGCAUGCGUCGGCGGCUGCAUUGAUGCUAAGCCGCCACCGGAUAGCAGCUGCUGCUACCUAGAUUAAAGAAUGCAGGCGGGACUUGGAAUAAGGAGUUGGGCUGUAGCUAUAUCACGGCAGACAUGAGCAGUGUGUGGUAAUGUUUGCACAGCAAAGCGCAUUGUGGACAACAUCGGGAGUGUGUGGUCAUGGACAAGUACUGUGCGAUGCAGCGCACGUUUCUAUUUGAGCCAACCUGCGGGCAAUGGUGUAGGAGAACGUGAGUGUGCGACAGGAUUACGAACUAGCGGCGCGUGCCCAAGUGCACCGCCCACACGGCGGGCGGCAGGUCCAGCAAAGCUGUCAUGGUGCAAGUGCUGUCAUAUGCAUCCUAUUGUAUCUCUGGAGCCAGCCCGCUGCUGGAGCGAGCUGGGCGAAACCAGGGACGUCACUUCAUUUGCGUGCUAAAACGUGUCUUACAAAUAAGACAGCCGUGCUGCCCAAGUAGGUGUUUCACUUAUGUGCAGUCCUCACGCUCGGGGCGCUUGGCCAGGCGAUAGCACCAGACACUGAUACCCCACGCGGGACGCGUGACACGUCGCGCCAGCAAUCAGCAAUCGACGUGCUUGAAUUAACAUAACACAAGCGAACAGCAGUAUGCCGGUCCUGGCCCCAGGCCGCUGUAAGGCUCCCUGGAG